CUACUUACAUUAUCACUCUCCAAUUUCCAUUCUUCAUAGAAUCAAUCAAUGAGUUUUUAGUCCUAACACUGUAAAAAAUCUCACUCUAGUAGUAACUGUUUUUCCUUUCCUUUUCUUCACUCCUUCAUCAAUGGCUUUCUUUUCCCUUUUCUUUUUCACUCCAAUAAUAACAACAACUUGGAUUCUAGUUCUCUAUUGUUCAUCCUGACACAUUCAUCAUUAUAUUCACCUAUAUUUCAUUCAUUCAUUUCUCCAUUUUCAUCACGUGUUUUUCUGACACUUUCUUUUCUUCUUUCUCUCUGUAGUUUUUUACAGUUUUCACUCCCUCUCUCACUCUCUUGUCGCUACCCCUCUUCAAAAUAUGCUCUUUCAAUGGUUAUUAUGCUAAAAAGAUAAACUUUUGCUUACUGCAUCAUUGUGGUUUUUGUGGUUUUUUCUAGUUUUCUAGUUCCCUGAUUCUGUUACAUGUGAUGGAAUCUUGGAGUUAUAUAUCUGAAGAAAAGGGUUAUGUUUCCAAUGAGAAUCAAGGUUCUGGAGAAAUGGGUUUUUGUGAAAUGUUAGGGAAACAAUUCUCAGAUGAUUUCAAUUUCAUUGGGAGUGUUUCAAGCAAGAAACUUGAUGCUAAAUUUGGUGACCCAAAUGGGUUUUCUUUGAAAGGGGAUUCAAAUUCCAAGCUUUCUAACUCUGUGGUGGAAACUAAUGGUUGGGAUUCUCUUAUUGAUUUGAAGCUGGGACAUUUUGGUGAUCAUGGUCAUGGAGUGCCUAUUUUGUCUUCUUGUGAGUCAUCAACCCCUCCCAAGAGAGUUAGAGUUCAUUCUCUGACUGCAUACUGUCAAGUUUAUGGCUGUAACAAGGAUCUAAGUUCUUGUAAAGAUUACCAUAAAAGGCACAAAGUUUGUGAGGUUCACUCCAAGACUGCUGUUGUCAUAGUGAAUGGAAUUGAGCAGAGGUUUUGUCAACAAUGUAGCAGGUUUCAUUUGCUGUCUGAAUUCGAUGAUGGUAAGCGCAGUUGCCGUAAACGACUUGCAGGCCAUAAUGAGCGUCGAAGAAAACCACAAGUAGGCGCUCACUCCGCGAAUUCCAGGCGAUUGUUUCAGCCAUGUGGUGAUAUAAGGUUCCACGGAACCAAGCCACCACAGGCGUCUUUUAUCUGUCCAGACGUGUUCUCGAAUGGUUUCUCGAGACCGAUUAAAUCAGAACAUGAAACCGGCUUUAGACCUUUAUCUUCCGUGCCUGUUACGAAUGGACAUCAUCAACCAAGGUCUUUGUUUGCUUCGUACAACGGCAAACAAUUUCCCUUCCUUCAUGAAAAUGUUGCUACAUCCACUACAGGUAGCAGCAUGUUCGGUGAAAACAAUAACCAUUAUGCACAUGCCGUCGGCAAUACCUCGUUAGGAAGAGAAGACUUCAAUGCUUUUCAUGCAUCAACCGUUCGAGGAUUAUCAGGAAUUUCAGACUCUUGUGCUCUCUCUCUUCUGUCAUCUCAAUCCAAGAACACUUCAAGCAAUUCGUCGGGAAUUCCAUUUGAUCACCCUCCGGUUAUCCCUACCAGCCAUAGCCAUCUCUAUAGCAUAAGAUCACAAACGACAUCCUCAAGCCGAGUGUCUGAUGGAUUCUUAUCAGAAUUAAAUCCUGCAGACGGAAGUCAUCUCAGUCCUUUAUUGUUACCAGUCAAUAAUGACAUUGUGAACUUCGAAAUGGCAGAUGGAAUCUUCCAAGAUUCAGAUUUUGUGAAUGCUAAAGACCGUCUUUCGUGCGAAGAUGAUGCAACCAUUGACUUACUACAACUGUCGUCGCAGCUUCAGCGAGUCGAGCAUCAUAGACAAUCUCUGCAGGUGAAGAAUGAGAGUGAUUCUUCUUGCACUCUCCGGAUUACUUAAGUUGAUGCAGGAAACUGGUUGUGCAAUAUAUGACAGACACCUCAGUGUGCCAGUUAUCUUAGACAAGUUAGGCCACAGGGAAUGGAAGUAGAAGCUUGAAAUAGUGCUAUUCUCUUCUUCUGAUUCAAUUCGGAUUAAGAACUUAUUAAUCAUGUUAGACUUUAUCAAUGAUAUUUCUAGUUUUGAAAGUUGGGAUGCAAUUGUCCCUCAGUUUUUAAUAUAUAAUCAUGUUGAUGUAAUAAUCAAAGGCCUCACAUGUAGCAAAAUAUGCUAUUCAGAUCAUAGAUACUAGUGAUACUGUCUGAUAUGUCAAUUAGUUACCUCAUAAAGCAUCAAAACCUGGCCAUGGAUUUUUUGGUA
Molecule: messenger RNA, 2240 nt
Organism: Vicia villosa (hairy vetch)
Lineage: Eukaryota; Viridiplantae; Streptophyta; Magnoliopsida; Fabales; Fabaceae
Product: putative squamosa promoter-binding-like protein 19
Exons: 4
Coding region: 471-1880 (469 amino acids)
Cellular component (GO): nucleus
Molecular function (GO): DNA binding
Source: RefSeq, a predicted model, not a curated record